AUGAAAAGAGAUGCGUCGUCGCUCUGCUCUUCUGCGGCGCCUGUCAAGCCCAAGAUCUUCAUCAUCAGCAUGUUUUCGUCCGAGGCCGAUGUCUGGUACGAGGACACUACUCUCAACCUUUACGCAAACAAUGUGACCGUGCCUGGUUUCUCGCCCCUCUUCCCAGACGCACAUUGUACUGCGUCUGGAGAAGUCUGCCAGUUGACCACUGGAGAAGGAGAAAUCAAUGCCGCUGGUACACUCCUUGCUCUGUGGUCGUCGGGAUGCUUUGAUUUGACUUCCACCUACUUUAUGAUUGCUGGUAUCUCUGGUGGAAACCCUCAUCUGGUAACCACCGGAUCUGUGACUUUCGCCAAGUACGCUGUACAAGUUGGCCUGCAAGAGGAAUUUGACCAGUCACAAGUCCCCGCCAACGCUACAUCUGGGUACUAUCCCCAAGGCGCCUACUACCCCGACGAGGCCAAUCCAAUCGAUUAUCCGGGAUCGCUCUAUGGUACCGAAGUCUUUGAAGUCAAUGAGAACCUUCUUGAUCGUGCCUAUUACCUCGCAUCCUUGGCCACUCUCAACGACACCGAUGCCGCGGCUGCAUACCGCGCGACCUAUGGAUACUCUCCGGCCAAUCAGCCUCCUAGUGUCGUCAAGUGCGACAGCGCCACCUCUGAUCAGUACUGGUCCGGUUCAGUCCUGGGCAAUGCCUUCAGCAACUACACCGCGCUGCUUACCAAUGGCUCUGGAGUCUACUGCGGUACCCAGCAAGAAGACAACGCAACCCUCGAGUCGCUGAUCCGCGGUGCCAUUAUUGGCAAGCUGGAAUUCAGUCGCAUUAUCAUCAUGAGAACCAUCAGCGACUUUGAUCGUGCGCCGCCCGGCGAGACUGAGGUCUACCAUCUGCUUUAUGCCGAGCAGGAGGGCUUUGAGAUCAGUAUUCAGAACAUUUACCUUGCGGGUAUCGAGAUUGUCAAGGAUGUUUUGAUGUACUGGAAUGGUACAUAUGACAAGGGUCUGAAGCCAGGCAAUUACAUUGGUGAUGUGUUCAACAGCCUGCCUGGACCUAUCGCGCCUGAUAUCGGUGAUGAGGCCAACUACAUCAACGCUUGA
Aureobasidium namibiae CBS 147.97 is the source of this 1098-nucleotide messenger RNA. RefSeq names its product purine nucleoside permease. The transcript is spliced from 2 exons. Gene Ontology annotation, cellular component: endoplasmic reticulum. The record is from RefSeq and is a predicted model, not a curated record. Gene Ontology annotation, biological process: transmembrane transport. Lineage: Eukaryota; Fungi; Ascomycota; Dothideomycetes; Dothideales; Saccotheciaceae. The coding region runs from base 1 to 1098 and encodes 365 amino acids.